Balaenoptera musculus (blue whale) is the source of this 4262-nucleotide messenger RNA. RefSeq names its product RAB7B, member RAS oncogene family (gene RAB7B). Gene Ontology annotation, molecular function: GTPase activity; GTP binding. Gene Ontology annotation, biological process: endosome to lysosome transport; phagosome-lysosome fusion. The record is from RefSeq and is a predicted model, not a curated record. The coding region runs from base 224 to 799 and encodes 191 amino acids. The transcript is spliced from 6 exons. NCBI's taxonomy places the organism in Eukaryota, Metazoa, Chordata, Mammalia, Artiodactyla, Balaenopteridae. Gene Ontology annotation, cellular component: lysosome; phagocytic vesicle; late endosome.
AUGAGAGGGAGAGGAGGAAAACUCAGAAGGAAGUGGCUUAGCCUCAACAAACUCUUUUUUACUCCCAAAGCCUUUUUCCUCUGACCCGGCUGAGACUGCUGCUCUAAGAGGAGACCCCUGACUCAGAGAGAACCCCCGCCUGCCGUCAGAGGCUGAAAGGGCCCUGCAAGCUUUUCUCGGUUCCUGUCUAUUCCAGCAGCCCCAGAGGCUCUGAAGCCCCUCCAUGAAUCCUCAGAAGAAGGUGGACCUCAAGCUCAUCAUCAUCGGAGCCCUGGGUGUUGGAAAGACUUCCCUCCUCCACCGAUUCGUGCACAAGACAUUUUACGAGGACUAUCAGACCACACUGGGAGCCAGCAUCCUCUCCAAGAUUAUCAUACUGGAUGACACAACUUUGAAGCUACAGAUCUGGGACACAGGAGGACAGGAGCGAUUCCGCUCCAUGGUGUCUACAUUCUACAAAGGCUCUGAUGGCUGCGUCCUGGCUUUUGAUGUCACUGACGUGGAGACCUUUGAAGCCCUGGAAACCUGGAGGGGUGAUGUUCUGGCCAAAACCAUUCCAAUGGAGCAGUCCUACCCCAUGGUGGUGCUGGGGAACAAGAUUGAUCUGGCAGACCGGCAGGUGCCACAGGAGGUAGCCCAAGACUGGUGUAAAGAGAAGGAUAUUCCCUAUUUUGAAGUCAGUGCCAAGAAUGACAUCAAUGUGGUACAAGCCUUCGAGAUGCUGGCCAGUCGGGCUCUGUCAAGGGGAGGUCAUGUGCUCAUUCACACCAGCCCAGAGUAUUUGGAGAGGAAGACGUGAGAGGUGCUGCUAGAAUAAGGAGGGAGCCGCAGCCUGGGGUGGGAAGAGCUGGGCUCUGAAGCUGGGUGGGUCUGGCUUAAAUCCUGGCUCUACCUCUUACUCACUGUGUCCCUGACAAGUCAUACAGCCUCCCCUAAGCCAUCACUUCCUUCCCUUUAAAGUACAAGUAAUAGUAUCUUCUUCAUGGGGUUGUUGCCAGGGCUAAAUAAAAUAAUAUGGUAGCACAGAGAAGGCAUUAAAUAAAAGGUAGCUAUUUUUAAAUGAAAGCUAUGGCUAAGGGCUUUCAGCAGGGAAGUUUCAUGCUGCAGGGAGGAUGGGCUUGAUGUGUGGUUCAGAAGGUCCGGACAUGAGAAGAUGAAGAUGGCAAGGACGGUAUAGAUUAAAGAGACCUUGGAGGGAGAACCAUCAGGGGUUGAUGAUUAUCAAAUGUAGGAGAGAAGGAAUCAGGAGCUGUUGAGAUUGAUACCGAGGUUUCUAGCUUGGCAAACGGAGGAAUGAUUGAUUAGUGAUGCUAUAGACCAAGAUAGAAAAGAGAGGGGAAAGCAAAAGCGUCCCAAGAGGAGGAGGCAAUGGAGCACAUGGCAUUUGGGGUUCCUUGAGGUUCCUUGUAAUGUCUGAGUUCUGCCGUGAGCUCUGGAUGGAAACAGCAGCUUACAGGUAGAGCACCAGAAGAGGUACUCGGUUUACAUUUUGAAAGGAGAGAAGGUAGUUAGUUACUUUAGUUUCCCAAUCUGGCCACCUUCAAGGAUUAGGGUAUUUAGUUAUUCCAAAAUAUGACUAAGAAUGCCCUCAUAAUCAAAGAAGGGACACCCACCUGCUUUGGGGGAUUUGGGAUGACGGGAUUUUGCUCUUACCAAGUUGGCAAUACCAACCCUGCUGGGGCUGGUCAGGCCCGGCGUGAGCUGCAGCAUGGAGGCCCAGUUCCUUUUGGAUUAAUUAGAGAAAGACAAACUUGCCACAUCCGGGAGGGAAGCAGGCUGACAGGCAGGUAAGCUUAGUGAAAUUAUAGGACUUUUAUGAAGUCGUCAGGAUGUAGGAUCUAAAGUCAGGGCUAUGAGGUGACCAGGCUUGGAGGGACAGACUCCCACAGUCACAUCCCCACUGAAAUGAUGCAUUAGGAUACUAUGGUGUUACUUUACAGUUAGACAUGCACAUACUUGCUAAGACGACUGGGGUCUGGAGAAAAGAAUUACACAGGAAAUCUAAUUAUGGACUGCCAGUGACUUGGAAGGUUUGCAGGAAACCUGAGGAGCAAGAUGAUGCCAUUAUCGAGUGAAAUGAUGUCAUAAAUGGGAAGAGCUCAGAGCUGACUUGGACCUGGGGAGGAUGUGACUAUUAUUGGGUGAAGAGAGCUGGCAUGAAGACCUCAGGCUUUGCCAGUGUAAUGAACGAGGGCAUUUCUCACACCUUCAAAGGCAGCACUCUGUUCCUCGGAUAAAGUGCAAAGCAGCUCAGAAAGCCCUCAGCUUAGACUCUCCCUCCCAAAGGCUGGCAUCGAGGACAAGGCACGGGCUCUGUUCAUGAUCCCAGCUGGGCCUUCUGUGGAUGUGAGGGUGAGGCAUACCCAGGGGUGAUGAAUCAACAGGCCCUGCCCCCUGGGUCCAAAAGACCCAGCUAGGAAAGUUCCUGAUCCCAGGCAAGGUCUCUUUGAUGUUUAUGGUGAGAGGGGGACCAGGAAAGUACAAAAAUCAGAGAAUCUUUUCAAAAGCCUGUCUUUCUGGGAGAAGUGGAUCAGUCAGCUUAAAACGGGACUUAAACAAGUAAUGCUCUGCUUCUCCUUGUCCCUCCCUGUGAGGCUCAGAAGUGUCGGGAUUUUAACUACAACCAGCUCAGGGGAGUGAGCGGGCCCUGCAGAUGGGGCCAACUGGAGGACUGGAUGGUGUCCCGGGCGGUGCAGCCCCGAGCCCGCACAGCAGACCUGGGCGGUCCUGGGGGAAGGAGCCUCAGGCACCUCAGGGAAGGACUCUGCUCCUUCAGGGUGAAGGGCUGGGGAAGGCCUGUGGUGCGCGGGGCCAGGUCGGCAAGCAGUGGGCUAGGAUCCUCCCCAGCGCAGGGGAAGAUGGAACUGGGGUGUGGAGACAUCCCCAGAGGGCCAGGCUUUCACUGGGAGACACUGCCCCCCACUCCCCAACACUAAUCUUUCCUAAUGCAAAUAUAUAUAUAUAUAACAAAUAAAAUUCUAAUAGCGCCAAAGAAUUUGCUGAGGGCUACUCAAGGCCCAUCAUCCAGGCUGACUAAGGGUAGCUGGUGCUCUGCUGGCCCGGACACCCUACCAGGCAGUGGGUGAGAAAUGGGGGCUCUUCAAGGAGCAAACAGUGGGAAGAAGGGCUGGGUCCCAGGCCCGGUGCCCUGAGCUCUGUUCUGUCAGGCUAACCCACUGCUUGCUGUCUGGUGGUGGCAGCAAGUGAUGGGGCAUCAGGGGACCUUCUCAUGUGUCUUGGGGGGUGACCAUCAUGAGGGUGCCGCAGGCAGGUCUGACACAGCCUCCUGGGGUCCAGAGUCACCGGCACUAAGGGUUUGGUUGACAUUCACCAGCUGGGCACCAUGGCCGGAGCCCAGGAGCCAUGGAGGAGAAAAAAAUCAGUGCAGGCACAACCGCUCUUCUGGAAAUUGUCCCCUCAGAGGGGCACUUGAGACAGGCAGCCCCACAGGGGGCUCUGUCCAGCUCAGGUCUACACCAGCGUGUCCACUUACCCACUCACCCUCACACACACCACCAGCUGCCGGGAGAACAUGAAGGCUGGGAGCUCGGAGACUGGGGGGAGCCUUGGCCAAGGAAAGAGAUGUGAUCCCUCGAAGAAGAGACCCUUCAGUGUGUAGAACCCAUCUCCUUGAGGAAGGAUGCCCUCCCCCGCCCUCACCCUUGAACCAAGCUGGGUGGGUCAUAGGUGAGGAGUGGCCAGUGGGGUGGGGAGUGGCUUGCUAGAACGAGAAGGGGCUUUCUCUGGACAUCGUUGGGACAGGAGACUUUGGGAGGGUGGGCAAAGAAGCAAAAAGGCCCAGUAGAAACAUUGAGUCUAUUUUAGGGAGGGCUCCCUGGACAUGGGAAGUUCAGAGAAUGGUGGGAGGUUGAGAGGUGGGCACGGUGAGAGAAGGUUGGGGUGUGGGGACGUUUGCAGGGAGAGGUUUCCUGCAGAAAUGAGGAGUGGGCCGUCAUCAUCUCUGCCUGAGGGCAAACGUCACCUCAGUUGUCCCCUCUGGAGAAUGGCAAGUUACGGGACCUGGCUGGAGGUCAGGAGACCUGGGCCUCUAACGCAGCCGCCCACCUGCUCUGGGCUCCUGGGAAGGAGCUGGAGGAGGAGGUGAGGAAGGAGGGGGCAGGGAAGACUUCCUCCCCUGGGCCUCAGUCUCCCAGCUGCACAAGGUGGGGGAACAGAAAGCCCGACCACCAUUGGCCAUUAAGAACUAGAGAGCAGGUGGGGCUCUGCCUGCCAGGAUGCAAACGCUGACUCCUCUUUUCCUU